Hydra vulgaris (swiftwater hydra) is the source of this 2543-nucleotide messenger RNA. Its product is annotated as zinc finger MYM-type protein 1-like. Gene Ontology annotation, molecular function: protein dimerization activity. NCBI's taxonomy places the organism in Eukaryota, Metazoa, Cnidaria, Hydrozoa, Anthoathecata, Hydridae. The record is from RefSeq and is a predicted model, not a curated record.
UUUAUUAAUUUGUAGAAAAAAUUUAAAGUUGUAUUUGUGAUUCAAAUUCAGUUUUUGUCAAGUUUUCAAAUUUUGCGGUAAUAAAAAGCAGACAAAUAGAAACUGUCAGCAGCAAUCAAUGGAGAGUACUCAUAAUAAAGAAAAAAAUGUUUUUAAAACUCAUAAUAAUAAGAAACCAUCUGGUGCUCAAUACAGAAAACGUAAAGCAGAAAAAGUUGAUAAUUUGAAGAAAAAUUAUAAAAAACUUGAAAAUUAUUUUACAUCGGAAAAUAGUGAUUGUAAUAAAAUAAAGGAAGGAGAAAAUGCUGCGCAUGUACUUAGUGAUACAUCAACCAGCGAUGAAGAAGACGGAAUAGUGUCAGUUGGAAAUGUUCACUACGAUGAAAAAGAUAACGAAAAUGAUGAUGGCCAAGACGGUGAUGUAAAUGAUCGCACCAAAGAAACAGCAAUCGAUUACUCAGACUGUGGUAUGUGGCCAAUUCUUCGCAACAUUCAAUUUGUUGAUUAUGUAAUUAAUAUAGGUGCAAUACAAGUUAAUUUGGACACAUAUCCACGCGAUAAUAGAAGACGACAUUUUUCAAAUGCUUAUUACAACCGAAAACUUUCAAAUGGUGAGGUUAUUUCACGACGUUGGCUUGUGUACUCAGUUUAUAAAGAUGCGGUAUUUUGUUUUUGCUGCAAACUUUUUGAUUUCAACAUGAAUUUAAAGUUAAACGGAAAUGGAUUCAAUAAAUGGAAGAAUUUAACAGAAGCAUUAAAAAUUCACGAAAAUAGUAAGUCACACAGAAUUGCUUAUCAACUAUGGAUUGAGACAGAAAUACGAAUGAAAGCUGGAGAAACUAUUGAUAAACAAGAACAAAAACUAAUCGAAAAGGACAGUUUAAGGUGGCGAAGUGUUCUUGAACGAUUGAUGAACAUUACUUUAUACUUGGCAACAAAUAAUAUGGCCUUCAGAGGUUCUUCUGAUAAAUUGUAUGCAGUUAAUAACGGCAAAUUUUUAGGAUUGGUACAAUUACUCGCUAAAUUUGAUCCUAUCAUGUUAAACCACGUCACGCUAGCUCUUAAAGGAGAUAUUUCUGAUCAUUACUGUGGAAAAACCAUUCAAAAUGAAAUGAUAGAUAUAAUGGCAUCAAAAGUAACCAACAUAAUUAUAUCCAAAGCUCUAAAAAGUACAUAUUAUUCUAUUAUUGCUGACUGCACUCCUGACGUAUCUCACAAAGAACAACUCUCGCUUACGAUGGCUUUUUACCUUCCAUGUGGAAGUCAUUCUCUCAAUUUGGUUAUUUGUGACGCAGCGCAGUCUUCACUAAAUUCCAUUAACGUUUUUGGCAUAAUACAAAGAUUAUUCACAUUAUUUUCUGCAUCAACUUCACGCUGGAAUGUUUUACUUAGUCAUACAACAAACUUCACUCUUAAACGAUUAUGCGAGACUCGUUGGGAAGCCAAAAUUGAGAGCCUCAAAGCCAUCCGAUACCAAAUAAGCAGCGUACAUGAUGCUUUAAUUACUAUAUAUGAAACUGAAACCGAAACUCCCGAUAUUGCACACGAAGCGCAAACAUUAGCAGAACAAUUAAAAGACUAUAGUUUUUUAGUUUCUUUAAUUGCAUGGUACAAUGUACUAUUCCAAAUAAACGUUGUUAGUAAAGCAAUGCAAGCCAAAGACAUGGAUCUAGUACAGUGCGCUGAAAUGUUGAAAAAAUGCAUCACAUUUUUGGAAAAUUACAGAACGUUUGGCUUUAAACAAGCAACGGUUGAUGCCAAAGAGUUAGCUGAAGAGUUGAACAUCGAUGCAAUAUUUAAGCCGCUUAAAAGAGUGCGACGAGUGAAACGUCAUUAUGAUGAAAAUGCUUUUGACGAACCAAUUCAAAAUCCCGAGAAGAAACUUGAAGUGACAUUUUUUAACCCUUUAUUAGAUACAUGUCUGUCGUCAAUAAAUGAAAGAUUUGAACAACUUAACGAAUAUGUAAAUAUAUGGAGUUUUUUAUUUUAUUUGGAUAAUUUGCCCAUCAAGAAUGAACUUUUAAAAUUGUGUAAACAAUUACAAGAAAAAUUAACUGUAAAUACAAAAUCAGAAAUCGAUGGUGCUUUGCUAUGCGACGAACUAAUAAGUGUGCAGUUUUUUAUAAAAGAUAAAUUAAGCAAUGUUGAAAAUGAAAUAAAUACAAAAGAGAUGACACCACUUUUUGUACUGAAUCUUAUUAAAAAACAUUGUCUACAAGAGUUAUAUUCAAAUACAUGGAUUGUUCUGCGCAUUCUUCUUACAAUACCUGUUACUGUUGCUAGUGGAGAACGUAGUUUUUCUAAACUGAAGUUAAUCAAAACAUAUUUAAGAAAUACCAUGUUGCAAGAUCGACUUAAUUCUCUAUCUAUGUUAUCAAUCGAGCAAGAUAUAGCUGAAAAUUUAGAUUUUUCUAGUUUGAUAAGAGAUUUCGCGGACAAAAAAGCUAGAAAAGUUAGAUUUUAAAAUUUAAAAUUUAACUCUUGCUUAUAUAGUUAGAGGAUUUAUUAUAUGUUUAAUAAAAACAUUUGUUAUUUUUAAAGCA